GUAAUGAAAAUAAUUUCAUGGCAACUUUAUUAUAACCUUAUUAAAAUUUUUAUGUCAACCGGCUGUUGUUGUUGUGCAAAAAUUCGCAAAUAAAACGAUUUUAUUCAAUAAACUGGUGAAAUAAUUGUGUGCGAAUGAGAAACAGUACAUAAAUAAUAAUAAACUAUGACUACCAAUCCGCGGAGAGGCACCGAGCCGGGUCCUUUGGAGGAGAGCGACCAACUUACUAUAAGACCAUUAGGAGCUGGCCAGGAGGUUGGCAGAUCAUGUAUUAUGCUGGAAUUCAAAGGAAAGAAAAUUAUGUUGGACUGUGGUAUUCAUCCUGGCUUAUCAGGCAUGGAUGCUCUACCCUUUGUGGAUCUCAUCGAGGCAGAUGAAGUAGACCUGCUAUUGAUCUCACAUUUCCACUUGGACCACAGUGGUGCACUGCCUUGGUUCUUAACGAAGACCUCGUUCAAAGGACGAGUGUUCAUGACGCACGCCACUAAAGCUAUCUACAGGUGGCUUGUGUCAGAUUAUAUUAAAGUCAGUAACAUAUCAACCGAACAAAUGCUCUACACUGAAUCGGAUCUCGAGAACUCGAUGGAUCGUAUAGAGACGAUAAAUUUCCACGAGGAGAAAGACGUUCGAGGUGUUCGGUUCUGGGCUUAUAACGCUGGACAUGUGCUGGGGGCUGCUAUGUUUAUGAUCGAGAUCGCCGGAGUUAAGAUUUUAUACACGGGUGACUUCUCAAGACAAGAAGACAGGCAUUUAAUGGCUGCCGAAAUACCAACUGUACAUCCUGAUGUGCUUAUAACAGAGUCGACAUACGGCACGCACAUCCACGAGAAGCGCGAGGAGCGCGAGUCGCGGUUCACGAGCCUGGUGAGCGACAUCGUGACGCGCGGCGGCCGCUGCCUCAUCCCCGUCUUCGCGCUCGGCCGCGCGCAGGAGCUGCUGCUCAUUCUCGACGAAUACUGGUCCCUCCAUCCGGAGCUGCAAGACAUCCCGAUCUACUACGCGUCAUCGCUCGCCAAGAAAUGUAUGGCCGUCUACCAGACGUACAUCAACGCCAUGAACGACCGCAUACGAAGACAGAUCGCCGUCAAUAAUCCGUUUGUCUUCAGGCAUAUUUCUAAUCUUAAGGGCAUUGAUCACUUUGAGGAUAUCGGACCUUGCGUGAUCAUGGCCUCCCCGGGCAUGAUGCAGUCUGGCCUGUCCAGAGAGCUCUUUGAGUGCUGGUGCACUGACCCCAAGAACGGAGUUAUUAUUGCAGGCUACUGCGUUGAAGGCACCCUGGCGAAAACAAUCCUCUCCGAACCAGAGGAAAUAACGUCAAUGUCGGGACAGAAGCUGCCGCUCAAGAUGUCUGUUGAUUAUAUCUCGUUCUCUGCGCAUACGGAUUACCAGCAGACUUCCGAGUUCAUCAACAUCUUGAAGCCACCGCACGUUGUGCUGGUGCACGGCGAGCAGAACGAGAUGUCGCGGCUGAAGGCGGCGCUGCAGCGCGAGCACCGCGGCCGCCUGGCCGUGCACACGCCGCGGAACACGCAGCAGCUGGCGCUCACCUUCCGCGGGGACAAGACCGCUAAGGUGAUGGGGUCGCUGGCCGUGGAGGCGCCGGCGCCGGGCCAGACGCUGCAGGGCGUGCUCGUCAAGAGGAACUUCAAUUACCACAUCCUCGCGCCGCAGGAUCUCAACAAAUACACGGAGCUGUCGCAGUCGGAAGUGACGCAGCGGCAGUCCAUCCACUACGUCGGCUCCCCGGCGCUGCUGCGGCACGUGCUGCUCCAGCUGGCCGGCACCGUGGAGUUCCUCUCCGAAACCAAGUACCGCCUCUACGGCUGCAUCGACCUCACGGUCGAGAACUCCACCAUCAUCGUCGAGUGGCAGGCGCAGCCGGUGACGGACAUGUUCGCGGACGCGCUGGUGGCGGGCGUGCUGUCGGCGUCGUCGCUGCCCGCGCCCAAGCACCUGCCGCUGGCGCCCAAGCUCGACCGGAUGCACUUCAAGGAAUGUGUGAUCGAGAUGCUGCAGGAGAUGUUCGGCGAGGACUCCGUGCCGAAGAUGUUUAAGGGCGACAAGCUGCACGUGACUGUCGACGGGAAGAAAGCCGAUAUUGACUUGCUCAAUAUGGAGGUGACCUGUCUGGAAGACGAGAACCUCGAGCGAGUGGUGCACUCGGCAAUCACCAAGUUGUACUCUGCGUUGGCGCCGGUCAAGCCGCCGUCCGCUUCGUGAUAGCAGACCGAGCUUAAGCACGAGGACGAUUGAAUUUGACGCCCUCUUCAACGUCGCCGGUAGUCUAAGGCACGUUAUCCUCCAAAGUGGAGAGUGGAGGGCUUAAUGUGUCCCAAUUACAUCUUUGUUUCAACACUCUACUUUAGUGGAUAAUGGGCCUUGCGGUUCUCACAAUGACGGCGUUCGGUACUUUGCCUGUAUGAAAGCGUGCGCACGCGCAUCCUAUUAAAAUACCCUCGG
Messenger RNA from Hyposmocoma kahamanoa, 2460 nucleotides. RefSeq names its product cleavage and polyadenylation specificity factor 73 (gene Cpsf73). Gene Ontology annotation, cellular component: mRNA cleavage and polyadenylation specificity factor complex. Gene Ontology annotation, biological process: mRNA 3'-end processing by stem-loop binding and cleavage. NCBI's taxonomy places the organism in Eukaryota, Metazoa, Arthropoda, Insecta, Lepidoptera, Cosmopterigidae. Gene Ontology annotation, molecular function: RNA binding; RNA endonuclease activity; 5'-3' exonuclease activity. The record is from RefSeq and is a predicted model, not a curated record. The transcript is spliced from 16 exons. Bases 166 to 2220 code for a protein of 684 amino acids.